CACCAUUGCCCCUACUGCGGCUACUCCACCAUUAAGACUACAAACCUUAUAAGACACAUCCAUACCCAUACAGGUGAAAAGCCCUUUGCCUGUCCUCACUGCCCAUUUCGAGCUACUCAAGAAGACAAUCUAAAGCGACAUGUGCGAACGCAUACUGGAGAGAAGCCCUAUGCCUGCUCUCUCUGCUCAUACAGAUCAAGGCAACAAAGUAGCCUCAAGAGACAUGUGUAUACACAUCACAACUAAGGUGUCAGUGGACCACAACAUCCUUGGCACCUCCGAGGGCAGACCAACAAAGACCAUAGGGAUUGCCGAGGCAAUAGGAGCUACAGGCUGCAAGAAUUUCUCCUCUGCUACUCCCAAGAUCCGAUCCUGCCCCUACUGCCCCUUCACCACAACCAUUGCCACGCAACUCUCGGAGCACCUGCGGAGCCACGCAGUCAGAGAGUUAUUCCCAUGUCCGCACUGUCCUUUUCAAUGCUUUCAGGUGGAGAGCAUCAGGGCUCACAUACGGACACACACUGGUGAGAAGCCAUUCGGUUGUGCCUACUGUUCCUAUAGGUCAGCACAGAAAGGGAACAUGAAGAGACAUGUGUUAAAGCAUCAUACCUAAGAGAUCUUACAUUAAUACUUGCAGUGAAUAAUACAGCAGGUGUGAGAACAAUUCAGAAGUGUAGCAAUUGUAGUGUGCACUGGUUAUAGUGAGAGUGAAGAUGAGGUAUGGAUGUACAUAUGAUAAAUUAUCUGCAGAUAUUGAAAUAAAUGUUUCAUCACAUUCCCAAAUCUUUGUUUAAUGACUUCUUAGCCUCUCAUUAAAUUUUGAAAUGCUAAAAUAUAUAUGAAUGAUAAUUUUUUUUUAGAAACCUUGAACACAAUAUCCCAUUAAGACUCAAACCUUCCUGAAAUAUAACACCUAUCUUUAAUGAGUAAAUUUGACAGUAAUUAUUAUCAGUUAACGUGUUAUAUAAAAGCAAUCUUUUUGUCUUUUUAGAAAAUUAAGUACUUUUCCAAAAAGGAUGAAAUAAUUUUCAUCAAACUUUAAUUCACAUGUACUGUUGAAUAUAUGUUAACCAAUGAACUGGAUUGAAACCUAAGAUAUCAAAAGAAAUAUUAUACAAGUAACCUAUACACUUUCUUUCUUUUUUUUUUUUGUUACUAUGACAGUACUAACUUUAUGAAAGUAUCUAAAAAAGAUUAUUUCUUUAUUCUCAAAAGUAAAUUAUUCCUUACCUUAUUACCUAAUGGUGAAAUAUGUUCUCCACCAUUCAUUCAUAAAUAUACCAAGAAUCAUGUGAUAACAUUCACUAGACAUUUAUGAUAACAUUAUUUUUCUCCAUCAUUUUCAACCUAUAAUGUAUAGAGAACAUACAGAGAAAGACCAUUAAUUGUUUUUUGCCAUUCAGAAUACUUAGAUUUCUAUUAUGUAUAUGCACAUUAGAAUUUUCUUUACACCUCUCUGUAUGUUGAUGAUAUUUUCUCUGUUUCAAGCCAUUUGUGAUGUUAAUUCUCUAAAUUAAUUUUGCAAAAUAUCUUUUUACCUGUUUUCAUUUAACACCAAUAUCUAAAAACUGCCAAAAUUAAUAGUUCAUAGGAAAUAUAAAUUUUGUACUUAUUAUCUGUAAGGAUGUAAAACAAAGAAAUAAUGUUAAUUUU
Penaeus indicus is the source of this 1653-nucleotide messenger RNA. RefSeq names its product zinc finger protein 513-like. The transcript is spliced from 2 exons. Gene Ontology annotation, biological process: positive regulation of transcription by RNA polymerase II. Bases 140 to 613 code for a protein of 157 amino acids. Gene Ontology annotation, cellular component: nucleus. Lineage: Eukaryota; Metazoa; Arthropoda; Malacostraca; Decapoda; Penaeidae. The record is from RefSeq and is a predicted model, not a curated record.